Messenger RNA from Ostreobium quekettii, 1678 nucleotides. The record is from the annotation of a GenBank genome assembly. Lineage: Eukaryota; Viridiplantae; Chlorophyta; Ulvophyceae; Bryopsidales; Ostreobiaceae.
AUGUCGCGAAAGGCGCUGCCUGCGGCCCUGGUGGCCCUUCUCGCGCUGACGAUUGCGGCCCGCCCGUCGGGCGCCCUCGAUUGCCAGAUCGAGGCCAGGGGCUUGGACAACGACGACGUCUUCACUUCAGUCAGUUGCCACGGCUUCAAGAAAUUCGAACAAAAGACGCCAAACAAGUAUGCCCAAGAGAUGGUCCUGGAGAGCGGCGUGAAGCUGUUUGGCGGGGUGGGCGGUCACGGCGUGGGCAUCGUGCUCAUUCAGAACAAGGACAUCAACAUCGUGAACUCGCACUUUGAGAAUCUCCCCGCUGAGGUGAAAGCCGGGCCGAUUUUGGCGCCCCUGGUGGUUGCCGACGCCGCCUCGAGCGUCACCAACACCGACUUUUUGAGGCAGCGCACGGGCCUGGUGGCGGGCGGCGUCUACGUGACGGACAACAGCAACGUCGUGCUGAAGGGGUGCACGCUGGAGGGCAACUUGGGGGCCAGCGUGGGCGGCCUGUCGGUCGACGGCACCAGCGCGGUGGCGGUGGAGGCCUGCACCUUCGACAGGAACGCGGCUCCCGGGUGGGCUGGCUCGUUGCAGGUUGGGGGCUCCAGCGACGUGGAGAUCUCCAACUCUGUUUUCAUUGGGACGCACGCGCCCCCAUCUGUGGAUUCAGUGCCGCAGCUCAAGCUGAGUCUGGCCGGGAAGUUCAGGGAUGACGACCUGCCCAACGCGAAGGUCACCCUGCUGCCGGUGGCCGGGGCGGUCUAUGCCACGGAGGGGUCCCGGGUGACGGUGGCAGACACGAGUUUUCAUGGGUACAGCGGGCAGCAGGGGACCGUGCACGUCACCGGGAAGUCCAUGGCCAAGCUGCUCAGGACGAAUUUCACGGACAACUUUGUGAGGGAAGGCGCAGGGCUGUACGUGGGGGAUGCCAGUGCGGCCAUCGAGAGCACAAACUUCACAACGAACAUGGCCACCAUGGGCGGGGCUCUCGCUAUGACGGGGAAGGGCAGCCUGUCAAUCAAAUCCUGCAGGUUCCAUGAAAACACAGCCAUCUCCGAUGGAGGGGCUCUGUUUCUGGACUCGUCUUUGACUGGGAAGUGCCCCAAGGUGGGCGCGACGGUGAAGCUGGAGAGCUCAGUCUUUGCAGGCAAUGAUGCCAAAGGCAGAGGUGGUGCAUUGUUGUCUGUGUGCUCGGGAUCCAUUGACAUCAAGGGGAUCUCAUUUGUGGACAACUCUGCAGGGGGCAGCGGCGGUGGUGUCCAUGUGGCCAAGGGAGACGCCCUGGUGGUCCAUGGUGCCUCCUUCUGGAGGAACAGGGCCUCCACUGGCGGAGGCCUGUUCGCUGAGGACACACCCCAGGUGACGCUCGACGCAGUUUCUUGCCUGUCCAAUAUAGCGGCCAGUGAUCUGGGCAAAGGUGCGGGUGCUGCGCUUGUUGGCGUCAGCAAGAUCACAGUCACGGACUCUGUUUUUGAGUACAAUGUUGCCCAAGGCGAUGGUUCUGCACUUGCGGUGUCGGACGCUGACUCAGCAACCAUCACCAGCACCCAAGUCCAGUUCAACCAGGCUGAUGGGAAUGGUGGUGGGAUUGCUGCUUCAACAGUGGACCAGCUGAUAGUGGACAAUGUGUCUGUUCAUGACAAUGUGGCCACGCUGAAUGGUGGCGGACUGCAGGGAGACAGAAUCGGAA